AUGCGGUUCGAGAUCAAUGAUCUAGGGACCUCUCGCCUCUCACGGGGCGCGCAAUCGGCCAUUCGGCCCGGGCAGUGGACGCUGGGCGACGCUGAUGGAUUGCGCAGCUCGCGGAGCCUUGCGUGUGGACGACAUUCUGCGCAAGUGGCGAGUGGCGAGUGGCGAGUGGCGAGUGGUAGCGUCGUCUGCCCCUCGGUAUAUGAGAGCCAAGCAAGGGGGCUUGUCCGGGGGGGCUCCGGCGGCGGCGGGCAGGGGCGUUCCGGCACGCCCCGCCCCCUCCUCGCGGGUCUGGACUCCGAGUCUCGCCUCACCCGCCGCGGCGCCAGUAUCACCAAGAUGCGUCGA
This is a messenger RNA of Iphiclides podalirius (scarce swallowtail), 345 nucleotides long. NCBI's taxonomy places the organism in Eukaryota, Metazoa, Arthropoda, Insecta, Lepidoptera, Papilionidae. The record is from the annotation of a GenBank genome assembly.